AUGAUUGAGAUUGUAGCAAUGAGUCACAGGCGCAAUCGCACCAAAUUCACAGGGGAACAAUUGAAAAUUCUCAUCGAUACGUUCAACCACAAACCUUACCCAAAUUUUGCUACCAGACAAAAACUUGCUUUAGAAAUCAACAUCGAAGAGUCUAGAAUCCAGAUUUGGUUUCAGAAUCGAAGAGCUAGACACCCAUUCCAGAAAAGACCAAAACCUGAGGAGGCCUUAGAAUCAAGCCAAGACCUUGGGCAAGAUUACCCUGAAGAAAGGAGUCAAGGUAAAGAAGUCAGGCGCUAUCGUACCUACUAUAACUAUUCUCAAUUACACACCCUUAUGGAGGCAUUUGAGAACAACGCUUACCCUGGGAUUGAUUCCAGAAAACAACUUGCUAAAGAAAUUGGGGUUCCAGAGUCAAGAGUCCAAAUUUGGUUUCAAAAUCGAAGAUCUAGAUUACUUGCCCAGAUGAAAAAAGAACCUGAUGAGACCCUAGAACAAAGACAAGACCAGGAACAAGAUAGCUAA
This is a messenger RNA of Trichechus manatus latirostris (Florida manatee), 522 nucleotides long. It is a transcript of the gene DUXA, whose product is annotated as double homeobox A. The coding region runs from base 1 to 522 and encodes 173 amino acids. Gene Ontology annotation, molecular function: DNA-binding transcription factor activity, RNA polymerase II-specific; RNA polymerase II transcription regulatory region sequence-specific DNA binding. Gene Ontology annotation, cellular component: nucleus. The record is from RefSeq and is a predicted model, not a curated record. Gene Ontology annotation, biological process: regulation of transcription by RNA polymerase II. The transcript has 5 exons. NCBI's taxonomy places the organism in Eukaryota, Metazoa, Chordata, Mammalia, Sirenia, Trichechidae.